This is a messenger RNA of Cyclopterus lumpus (lumpfish), 3348 nucleotides long. RefSeq names its product long-chain-fatty-acid--CoA ligase 1-like. The coding region runs from base 245 to 2341 and encodes 698 amino acids. Gene Ontology annotation, cellular component: membrane; endoplasmic reticulum. Gene Ontology annotation, biological process: long-chain fatty acid metabolic process; long-chain fatty-acyl-CoA biosynthetic process; very long-chain fatty acid metabolic process. The transcript has 21 exons. Gene Ontology annotation, molecular function: arachidonate-CoA ligase activity. The record is from RefSeq and is a predicted model, not a curated record. Lineage: Eukaryota; Metazoa; Chordata; Actinopteri; Perciformes; Cyclopteridae.
CUUUCCUGACACUCGGCGGCGCGUUGUCAGGACCAACAAGAAGCCGGGAGCUCUGCGGCUAACAGGUCCCCUCCUGGCCAGCCUCUCACCACACACACUCCGUCCUCCAACACACACUCAUACCCUCACCUCAGGGACGCCAAACACACCCAGCCCGCGUCAUUCGUCUUAACACAGUUCUCCACUCACAAACCUGCACACUUUCCACAAACACACACUCGUCCGGUUUCUCACCAGCAGCAUCAUGCUGAGCCAGGACUUCCUGCAGAAGCUGAAGUUGCCAGAUCUUGAUAAUGUCAGCCAGUACAUCAGGAAUGUCUCCACCCCGGUGCUGGUCAGCGUGGGGGCAGUGGCUGCUGCGACCACCUACUACCUGGCAACACGGCCCAAGGCCCUCCCACCUGUUUGCGACCUCUGUAUGCAGUCAGUUGAGGUUCCGGGUGGAGAGUUGGCACGCCGGUCAGUUCUGUUGAACGGAGAAGCUCACAUGUCACAUUUUUACAACGACGCCAGAACAAUGUAUGAGUGCUUCCUCAGAGGGGUCCGAGUCUCCAAUAACGGCCCCUGUCUGGGCUCCAGGAAGCCAAAACAGCCGUAUGAGUGGAUUUCCUACAGAGAGGUAAUGCAGCGAACGGAGAAUCUGGGUUCAGCAUUUCUUCACAAAGGACACUCCAAGACCGUGGACCCCCACGUUGGCAUCUUCUCCCAGAACAGACCCGAGUGGACCAUCAGUGAGCUGGCAUGUUACACCUAUUCUUUGGUGUCAGUCCCGCUGUACGACACACUGGGAACAGAAGCCAUCUCCUACAUUAUAGACAAAGCUUCCAUCUCAACCAUCGUGUGCGACGUGGAGGACAAAGCCAACCUGGUGCUGGACUGUGUCCGGCACAGGACGCACUCAGUGAAAAACAUCGUUCUGAUGGAGACCCCCAGUGUGGACCUGGUCCACAGGGGGCAGCGGGCUGGAAUCCACAUCCUCAGCCUGCAGGAGAUGGAGGCCAUCGGGAAGGCCAACCAUCAGCGGCCAUUGCCGCCGCAACCGGAGGACAUGGCUCUCAUCUGCUUCACCAGCGGAACAACAGGAAACCCAAAGGGAGCUAUGUUGACACAUAGAAAUGUUGUGUCCAACUGCUCGGCCUUCAUCAGGAUGACGGAGUCGUACGCUAAGACCACCUCCGAUGAUGUCAUGCUGUCUUUUCUGCCACUGGCCCACAUGUUUGAGAGGGUGGUGGAGGGAGUGAUGCUAGUGCAUGGAGCCAGGAUUGGCUUUUUCCAGGGAGACAUUCGCCUGCUGUCAGAUGACCUGAACACACUGAAGCCCACUGUGUUUCCUGUGGUUCCUCGACUGCUGAACAGAAUGUAUGAUAAGAUCUUUGGGCAGGCCAACAGCUCCCUGAAGCGCUGGCUGCUGGGAUUCGCCUACAGGAGGAAGGAGGCGGAGAUGAGGAGAGGCAUCGUGAGGAGAGACAGCAUCUGGGAUCAACUCAUCUUCCGGAAGGUCCAGGCCAGCCUCGGAGGUCGCGUGCGUCUCAUGCUGACAGGAGCUGCUCCCAUCUCCCCGACUGUCCUCACCUUCCUCAGAGCUGCAAUAGGCUGUCAGUUCUAUGAAGGUUACGGACAAACCGAGUGUACUGCUGGAUGCACCAUGACCAUGCCCGGAGAAUGGAACGCAGGUCACGUCGGAGCCCCUCUGCCCUGUAACUCCAUUAAACUGGUGGACGUGCCCGAGAUGAAAUACCUGGCUGUAAAUGGGGAGGGAGAGGUGUGUGUGAAGGGUCCUAACGUGUUCCAGGGCUACCUGAAAGACACCGAGAAGACUGCGGAGGCCAUUGAUGCAGAUGGGUGGCUUCACACGGGAGACAUUGGAAAAUGGCUUCCUAAUGGCACGCUGCGGAUCGUGGACAGGAAGAAGCACAUCUUCAAGCUGGCACAGGGAGAGUACAUCGCUCCCGAAAAGAUAGAGAACAUGUACAUCAGGAGCGAUGCUGUGGCGCAGGUCUUUGUGCAUGGAGACAGUCUGCAGGCAUGUCUGGUAGCAGUGGUGGUUCCUGACCCUGACUUCCUGUCUAGCUGGGCCAAGAGGACCCUGGGACUGGAGGGCAGCUACCGGGAGCUAUGUGGCAGAGCGGAAGUCAAGGCGGCCAUCUUGGAGGACAUGGUGCGAUUGGGCAAGGAAGGAGGCCUCAAGUCCUUCGAGCAGGUGAGGUCCAUCUACAUCCAGACCCAGCUGUUCUCCAUCGAGAACGGCCUGCUCACUCCAACGCUGAAGGCCAAGAGGAACGAAAUGCGGCAGUACUUCAAAGCCCAGAUCGACGAGCUGUACGCUGGGAUCAAAAUGUGAACAGGAGGGCACAGAGGAGGAACAGAGACGCAGUCGACUAAAGGGGUUUUUGGGAGAGUGGAAGACGGCAGCACAAGCUACAGUCCACACAGGGAAACAAACGAUCCUCUCAGACCACAAGGAGCGUGUUUCGUCCUCUUGGCCCGUAACACUGGAAACAACAGCAACAGGAAGCGCCGUAGCUUUUAAUGGAACUUGAUUCAGAGCAUCUAGAACAAAAUCAAUGGCCUCUGAAGGUCCAGAUUAAUUCUAUGCUGAAAAUAAAUGCGUCUAUUGAUGAAAUAGUUUUUGCCCAUGCUAUGUACAGUACUAGAUGCUGUGAUAACGUGUUGAUUCUAAUCAGCUGUUUUGAGAUCAUAUUUGAUGGAUGGUUUUAAAGGGAAAUAUUAAAGUGCAGCUCUGUAGCAUCUCAGGACUUUACUGCCAGGAACAACACACAGUACCUCCUACACACACACACACACACACACACACCUUUUUAUUUAAAGGUUGGGAGAGGACUGACCACUGAAACGGGUUAGCUGAGGCUUUAAUUUGGUUGAGGGGCCCACGUUGAUCCAAACGGCUCUACACUUCAACAUUUCAGUGUGUUGGGUGAGAUUUUUUUUUUCUCCGAUUUUUUGGAUCUUACUAAGAUCCAUUCAUGAAUACGUUUGGGUCCAAUUAGGAGCUUGGGAACCAGCCGAGAGAGCCAUAUUAAAGAUAAUCUAAACAACGGCAGCUGGAAAAAGGGAAUUCAUUCAGGUACUGAAGAACACUCCGGACAAAGGGACAGUGUUUUUAAUUUAUUUAUGGUAACAUGAAGGGAAGAGAUUUGAAGGAAUCAGUUUACUUAAAUUAUUAGUAUACGCUGAAGAAGGGUGGAACUUCAAAAUGACAUUGUUCACAACCUGAAUGUUAAAGUAUAAAAAUGUUGGAUGUACUUUUGACUAUGGUCUUGCUAUAACUGUUUGUACUAUCAUCUCAGAUUGGUUUUGUAAAGAUUUUAAUUAAAAUUCAUCAAGACA